This is a messenger RNA of Prunus armeniaca (apricot), 2079 nucleotides long. The record is from the annotation of a GenBank genome assembly. Lineage: Eukaryota; Viridiplantae; Streptophyta; Magnoliopsida; Rosales; Rosaceae.
AUGACUUCUCGACUAACGACCCCGACACAUGGACCAGAUUGCGAAUAUUGUGGUGAUCCAAGACACACUCGUGAGACUUGUUUUAAAUUGCAUGGCUAUCCCGAUUGGUGGGCUACUCUUAAAGAUCGAGGACAACGCAAUACGACCAGUAAUGGUACUGGUUAUGGAUUCCAUACUUCCGCUAAGAUUGAUUCCAGGAGUUGGAUAAUUGAUUCCGGUGCAACUGAUCAUAUGACGUUUGAUCCUGAUGAUUUUCUGAAUACUACACAACCUCGACGAACCUGUAUUGCAAAUGCCAAUGGUGUUACUUAUCCUGUGACAGGGGCUGGCACUGUUGCACUCUCAUCCUCUCUCACACUGUCUAAUACUUUACUUGUUCCAUCUUUAUCCACUAAAUUGUUGUCCGUUAGUCAGCUUACUGAACAAUUGAAUUGUUGUGUACUCAUUUACCCGAGUUUUUGUUUGCUUCAAGAUAUUCACACUAAGGAGAUUCUUGGUUGUGGUACUAAGAGAGGGGGGCUAUAUUAUGUCGAUGACUUCAGUCCUGGCAUGGCUAACAGUGUGACGCAUCCCUUUGAUAGCAAACAAAAGCAAAUCUGGUUGUGGCACCAUCGAUUGGGACAUCCGUCUUUUAGUUAUAUGAAGCAUCUUAUACCAGAUUUAUUCUCAGGUUUCAAGGACUCCGACUUCACAUGUGAUACUUGUAUUUUGGCCAAGAGUCACCGUGUGCCCUACCCGUUAAGUACGAACAAGUGUACUACUCCAUUUACGUUAAUUCACUUUGAUGUCUGGGGACCUUCACCUAUCACUGCUCCUUCUGGUGUUCGAUGGUUUGUCACGUUCAUAGAUGAUUGUACACGGAUGACAUGGCUUUAUUUGCUGAAGAAUAAAAACGAAGUGUUUUUCCCGGUUUCAGUCCUUCCACAAACAGAUGAAAACUCAACUUACUUCCAACAACAUGGAAUUAUCCAUGAGACGACUUGUCCUCAGACACCGCAACAAAAUGGUGUUGCUGAACGAAAGAAUCGACAUCUUCUUGAAACCGCUCGAGCACUUCUGAUUGGCGCUCAUGUUCCUCGCCAUCACUGGGAUGAUGCUAUUGUUACUGCAGUUCACCUAAUCAACCGCAUGCCUUCUGGUGUAUUGACCUUUAAAACUCCCUUACAGGUGCUUGCGCAACACAGACCUCUGCCCUCUGUUUUGGUACUCACACCCCGAAUCUUUGGAUGUGUGGCUUUCGUUCAUCUCCACAAAAAUCAACGUAGCAAACUUGAUCCCUGUGCGCUUCGUUGUGUUUUUGUGGGUUAUGCCACUCAUCAGAAAGGCUACCGUUGUUAUCACCCUCCUACCCGACGUACCUAUGUCACUUUGGAUGUGACCUUUCUGGAAUCUGAGCUGUUCUUCCAUGACCCAUCAUCCAAUUCUACGCUUCAGUGGGAGAUACAAAGUGAAGAGCAGAAUUGGAGCAACUUGGAAAACGAAGAAAUUCUCCUAUGUACAAAAAUGAUUGAUCAUCCUGAGUCUGGAGCACAAGAUUACUCUAUGCCGAAAAGCGACCAAUCGCCCAUUCAUAGCGAUCAAUUACCUAACCCACCUGAUCCAUACCAAGAUAUUUCUUAUCCGAGUCUCACACCUACAGACAAUACAGAACAACAAGAUGAAGACCCCCCCUCUAACUCAACAGUACCAACAAACCAAUCUCCUGAGAAUAUCCUUGAGGUAACUACUCCUACUAGACUUGUGCAUUUAGAGGAUAAAACUAUUGGAUAUCAAUUACCUUUUAGGCAAAAUCGUGGGAAGCCACCAAACCGCUAUUCACCUGAUAUUGGCAAGACAUCCAAGUAUCCAAUUGCAAAUCAUGUAUCCACUGAGAAGCUGUCUGAACCACUCAAGGCUUUUGUGCAUCAGUUGUCUGCUAUCCAUAUUCCAACCAAGGUCUCUGAAGCAUUGAAAGAUCCUAAGUGGGUCCAAGCUAUAAAAGAGGAGAUGAAAGCUCUUGAGAAAAAUCAGACUUGGACAUUGGAGACUAUACCACGAGGAAAAAAGACUAUUGGAUGUAGAUGGGUGUUUACUAUAUAA